GUGGUUGAGACAGGCAGCAGCAUGAGAUCCAUCAGCGUGUGGAUACUAACAUCUUUCACCACAGUUUGGUCGAGUUUGCACCCAGAGUGUGAAUAUAUAUUUCAGUUGGAGAGAGAGGAGCAGCGGUGUCAGAGAGAAAUUGCUGAGCAUGCAAACCUCAGCGCCACAGGCUGUCCCCCAGUAUGGGACUCUGUAGUGUGCUGGCCGAUGGCAGCAGUUGGAGAAACUGUGCACUCCCCCUGUCCUGCUGUCUUCUCUCUCUUCAGCAACAACACAGGUACAGUGAGUCGUAACUGCACCAGUGCAGGCUGGUCACACCCUUUUCCCCCGUACCAUGAGGCCUGCAGCGUGGAGGACGAAAUCCCAGAGGAGUCAUAUUUUGCUACAGUAAGAUUGAUCUACUCCAUCGGCUAUGGAGCCUCCCUCUUCUCCCUCACCGUUGCCGUGGUAAUCCUGGUCUUCUUCAGGAGGCUGCAUUGUGCUCGAAACUACAUCCACAUUCAGUUGUUCUUCAGCUUCAUCCUCAAAGCUGCAUCUGUGUUCAUAAAGGAUGCUACACUGUUUGCUGGCGAAGACACUGACCACUGCACUCUCUCUACGGUGAGUCCUGGAGCUUUUAUGGCUUCUUUCUUUCUUUCUUUCUUUCUUUCUUUCUGUCUUUCUUCCUUCCUCUUUCUGCAGGCUGCCUGUAAGGCGUCUGUGGUGUUCUGUCACUACUGUGUGAUGAGUAAUUUCUCGUGGCUGUUGGUGGAGGCAGUGUAUCUGAACUCUCUGUUGCUCUCUGCCUUCCCUCGCAGCCGCCGCUGUCUCUGGGGCUUUGCUCUGCUGGGCUGGGGAGUACCGCUGGUGUGUAUCAUCCUCUGGAUUGGCUCACGAGUGUAUUUUGAGGACACAGAAUGCUGGGACAUUAAUGAAGAUUCUCCUUAUUGGUGGAUCAUCAAGGGACCGAUUGUUGUAUCCAUAGGGAUCAACUUCCUGCUGUUCAUAAACAUCAUAAGGAUUCUGGUCCAGAAGCUGAACCCGCGGCUCAUCCAGUUCAACAACUCCGCACAGUACAGACGCCUGACCAAGUCCACUCUUCUCCUCAUCCCCCUGUUCGGGACCCAUUACGUGGUGUUUAACUUCCUGCCGGAUUACUCCAACCUGAGCCUGCGUCUCUGCAUAGAGCUCUGUCUCGGCUCUUUCCAGGGGCUUAUUGUGGCGAUUCUCUACUGUUUCCUUAACCAGGAGGUCCAGAAUGAGGUGCAGAUGAGGUGGAUGCGCUGGCAGGAGGGCAGUUAUGGAGUGGUUCCAGCUGGAGCCAAAGGCAGUCAAAUGGACACACCGUUCUAACCCCUUCACGUCCACAAGUUCAGACUCUAAGCUCCAAACACCAUUGAUUCUGCUGUACAGUCAGCAGUUUUCUACCUGAACCACAUCCAACAAACUUUAUGUGCUUUCCAGUAAAGCUACAAGUCUGUAAUUGUUGGCUCUGUUUCUAGAAUGUUCCCCUCACUUUUCAGUUCUUCAUCUGGACAUUUCAAACACAGCCUUUAAAAUGUAAGCUGUUUUGAGUCAGGUGGUCCAUUUUAGGAGACAGUGCUGACCGCUUCAUUAUCUGUAUGAGUUAACAGCAGGAAUAGGAAUAUCAGUUAAUUAUCUUCUUAAAUAUCUGCAUUUUUUAACAAAUAGCAUUUAAUUUUAAGAUUAUGAAACAGGAAAUUUUGAACCUGAUCAUUAAGUUGAUUUAUUUUUGUGUUUAGGCGAAUGUGAUUUAACACCGUUGACUACGAACCAUAAACAGUUGCAACGACUCCUUGUAAAUAUUUCCAUUUGUAGCUCUGCUUAAAUGGCACCAUUUUGCUUAGAGACACAUUAUCAGCUGCUUGUGUUAACAUGUUUCUACACCACAUGUUCUAAAACGUAUUUAAAACAGAUGCUUUAUUUGAAUACCCAAUUAAGUAAAUGAAUACUCAGAUCAUUUUGGUUCUUCAACCACUUGAGUUGUUCAACAGAAAAUGUCAUGCUGGGAUAAACUGGUAUUUUACACAUCUGUUACACACUAACAGAAUUUAUCAUCAGUAUAUUUUUGUAGCAUCCAUCCUCCUCAACUGUUAGCCCUGCUGUGCUAAAGCUCCUCUCUCUACUGCUGCUAGUUGCAGAAAUUUUUAACACACUUCAGGUAGACUUAACAAGCAAGUGGAAAGAUAUGCUUUUACCUUUCACCAACCCAACACAUCCUCCUCAUCAUCCGUGGUUUCAUUCAGUAGUGGCGAACCGUGACUAUUAGUGCUAGGUGCUUCAGUUUUGGCCAUAAAUGUCAAAAUUCAGUCAAAGACACCUCUGCAGUGUCAACGCUAAGCUAUCAACGAUGACCAUUUUUUGGCAAUUCUAGAUUAAACAUGGACAUGUGAAGCUUGUAAAAGACACUGCAGAUUUUUUUCAUGGAGCUUGUAGCAAACAUUAACAUACGUUUUACCUUGUAUGUUGCACUUUUACAGAGCCCUGGCAUAGAGACGCUUCCAUUUCUAUCUGACUGAAACACACUGACCAGACUACGGCUCGCAUUCACAGUCAGGGACGUGUCUAGGACUUCUAGUAGGUCAAGAGUUUUUCACACAAAUUGGUCACACAAGUUGUAAAUCAAAAAGCGAUCAGCUGAUUCCAUUGUCAAUUCAUAUCUAUGUUGGUGGUUAAU
Molecule: messenger RNA, 2677 nt
Organism: Colossoma macropomum (tambaqui)
Lineage: Eukaryota; Metazoa; Chordata; Actinopteri; Characiformes; Serrasalmidae
Gene: ghrhrl
Product: growth hormone releasing hormone receptor, like
Exons: 14
Coding region: 22-1332 (436 amino acids)
Biological process (GO): adenylate cyclase-activating G protein-coupled receptor signaling pathway; positive regulation of cell population proliferation; cell surface receptor signaling pathway
Cellular component (GO): plasma membrane
Molecular function (GO): G protein-coupled peptide receptor activity; growth hormone-releasing hormone receptor activity; growth factor binding
Source: RefSeq, a predicted model, not a curated record